Molecule: messenger RNA, 1177 nt
Organism: Prorocentrum cordatum
Lineage: Eukaryota; Dinophyceae; Prorocentrales; Prorocentraceae
Source: the annotation of a GenBank genome assembly
CCCUUCCCCCCCCUCUCCCCUCUCGCUCGUGACUCUCUCCCCCUCCCAUCGGUCGCCGCCUGUGCCCUCGGCAUCUUCUGCGACGCCCUCCGAGGCCUGCCGCACCUCGCGGCCGCUCGCCAGGCGCUGCUCGUUCUCGGGCGGCGCUCCGAGGCCGCACUCUCUGAGGCUGCAGUCCUGCCCCCUGCGCAGUGCCCUGCCCCUCCUUCUUCCGAAGGUGAACACGCUUUCAGAAAACAAACACGAGGAGCAUUUUUUCAAGACGUUCGUUGUCUGAAUCUGGCAACCUGGGGAGCCGUCGGGACGCCAUGACGCCAAAGCCGCCCGGGCCAGAGCGGGAGGCCGCCGGGCCGCCGGACGUCGAAGACGCACUAGCGGCGCUGAGCGACACGACCCCGGUUGACGUGGCCGAGUGCCGGGCGGCCUGCGAGGCACUGGAGGCCGCCACCCUGCGCAGCUGCCGGUGCCACCGCCGCGUGCUGGACGCAGACGGCGCCCGCUCGCUGGUGCUGGCGAUGCAGCGGCAUCCAGCCGACGCGGAACUGCAGAUCGCUGCCGCCGGAGCCCUGCAGCACCUGGCGGCCUCGGAGGAGAGGGACACGUGUUCCCAGCUGGUGGCGGCGGGUGCCUGUGAGGCGAUCUGCACGGCCCUGACGGCGCACCCGCAGCACAGCCCGCUGCAGCAGGUGGCCUGCAACGCGCUGGAGAUCCUCGCGCUCGGCAGCUCGGAGGCCGGCGUGGCCGUGGCCGCGGAGGGCGGCGCAGAUGCCGCGGUGCAGGUGCUGAAGGCACCGAGCGCGGGCUUGGAGGCGCGGCGCGCGGCGGCAAUGAUGCUGCAGGCGAUGCUUGGCGUCGGCGACGAGGUCGUGGACCGCAUCGUGAGCCAGGGCGGGGUGCCCGCCGCCGUGUCGGCGCUGUGCGACCAGAAGGACGACCCGCUGAUGCAGUAUUGGGGGCAGAUGCUGCUGCGGGGGCUUUGCGCCGGAAAGGCGGAGGUGAAGGCGGAGGUCCAGAGGAAGUGCCACUGGCAGGGCGUGGAGUUGGACCUGGCCUGAGCCGGGUCGCCAGCGCGAGCCGCGGGGCGCGUGGCGGUGGGGGGCGGAUCUGCGCCAGCACUGACUACCGUUGCGUUCGCGCGAGGUCUCGAGUAGACAGGUGAGGACGCAGUGGUUCGCAG